Molecule: messenger RNA, 719 nt
Organism: Trichoplusia ni (cabbage looper)
Lineage: Eukaryota; Metazoa; Arthropoda; Insecta; Lepidoptera; Noctuidae
Gene: UbcE2M
Product: NEDD8-conjugating enzyme Ubc12
Exons: 4
Coding region: 99-650 (183 amino acids)
Source: RefSeq, a predicted model, not a curated record
UUGCAAUCUGUAUUGAAGUUUCGUACAAAAAUUUAAGCUGUCAAAAUAGAUCGUGGUUUUAUUUCUAAUAAUUUCUAUUUUAUCGAUUAGUUAGGACAAUGAUUAAACUUUUUUCAUUAAAACAACAAAAGAAAGAUGAGGAAGGCUCCGCAAGAGCAGGAGGUUCACAGAAAAAAGCAUCAGCCGCUCAAUUGCGGAUCACAAAAGAUUUAAAUGAAUUGAAUUUGCCCAAGACAUGUAACACAGAGUUUCCAGACCCAGAUGAUCUACUCAACUUUAAAUUAAUCAUAUGCCCUGAUGAAGGAUUCUAUAGAGGAGGAAGAUUUGUAUUUAGUUUUAAGGUAGGACCAAACUAUCCUCAUGAGCCACCUAAGGUGAAGUGUGAGACAGCGGUAUACCAUCCCAAUAUAGACCUUGAAGGCAAUGUGUGCCUCAACAUCUUAAGGGAAGACUGGAAACCAGUGCUUACUGUCAACUCCAUAGUAUACGGACUACAGUAUUUAUUCCUGGAACCAAAUCCCGAGGAUCCUCUAAACAAAGAGGCUGCAGACGAGCUGCAAAGUAACAGGAGGUUGUUUGAACAACAUGUGCAGAGAGCGAUGCGAGGCGGAUACGUCGGGUCGUCCUACUUCGAAAGAUGCCUCAAAUGAAACCGCAACACUCAACUGUAAAUUAAUGCUACCAACCCUAUAUAAAUAAAACAAUCUCACUUUAAAGCA